ACAGGUUUCAUGGACAAAUAGAAUGAUAGCUCCUAUGGACUGAGGAGAUGGCGGGAAGAAAGCUCUUGAGAGAAUAUGGAUCAGAUUGAAGUCUUUUCUAACAAGACCCUGCUGAACUGCACAAUGGGUCAGGAAGCCGGGAAGCCCACAUGGCCAAAACCGGCAGGAGGGUAUCAGACUAUUACUGGUAGAAGAUACGGAAGAAGGCAUGCCUAUGUCAGUUUUAGACCAUCUCUGACAAAUCUGGAGAGAAAUUCAAGCCAACAUGACGAAGAGUGUGAAGGACUAGAGCUAGAUGAUGUUCAAAAAGAAAAUUCUUUGAGUUCCAGUCCAUUGGUUCAAGUGUGUUCUGCUUUGGCAGAUGUACCAUUGUCAGCAACUGUUGUAUCAGAAGGUCCUCUUGGUCAAGCUGAAUUGAGCCAAGCAGAUAUUACUUCAUCUUCACCAGGAUCUUACAGUUUGGGGGACAACUCAGUUGUGAGAAGCAAUGUGAAUUCUAAUGACAUUUUGGAUAAUUGUGCAGACUAUACUUCUGCAGAGCAUAACAACAUGAAUGGCCAGAAUGGAAUUGCUUUUGUAAACAUUGACUCGUAUGAGCCUGAUAGCAGUGAUGGCGAGGAAGAGGGUGGCCAAACAAAUCUAUCCUUAGCAAAAGAAGAAGCAGGAAUAUGUCAAGAGAUGCUGGAAAGUGUGCUUUCUGAGUUGGAGAAGGAAGUGGAUUCCCUUAGUGAUCUACAGUCACAUUUGUCCGAAUUCACUCAUAAUGCUUCAAGCAACAGCUUUGAAGAUCUAAGACCAGUGCCUUUCAAGAGACAUUCUAGCAUAGAAUUGGAUAAUACUCACCAAACUAAGACACUUCUGAAAACACCCAGUGAAGACAACUUGCUAAUAAAAAAUAACUUUACCACAGUUUACGACCUGGAACAGCAAAAAAAUACAGCUGAUCCUUCAAUUAGGACACCAGUAGGGAUUUAUAAUGACUUGAGUACUAAUCAUGGGAAGGUAGACCAAGGGAAUUCAUCUGAAUUGGUAGUAAGACCUAAAGUUCGAAAGCAAAAUUCUGUGAACCAUUUGGAUAAGCAGUCUCUUAAAAAUGAUGAGGAAGAAAAAAGCAGUGCUAGGAGGUGGAGUGAGAAUGUGGAUGUCCAGCAACACAGUACAGAAUGUGUUUUGAAACACAGCAAAGAAAAAAUCAAUUCUAAUAUGUUUUUUGAUCCAAGAGAUUAUGAAGGUGCUCAAAAGAAAACAAAAAGUGAACUAAGGAAGCAAAAUGUAACUCUCCAAGACAGCAAAAGUAAACUAGAUGAUAAUGCUUUCUGGGAUGAAUUUGAAGAUUGUGGAAGGAAUCUAUCUAGCUCCAACAAAGAUGAAGACAGCUCAGAAUGCAGUGAUGGGGAAUGGUCUGCAUCUCUGCCAUCCUAUUUUGCUGUGACCGUGAAAGAUCAGUCUUCCAGUGAUGAGAGCUGGGAGACACUUCCAGGAAAAGAGGAACAGGAGCCAGAGGUGCAGAGUGACAGCAGUGGUGUGGAAGAGGAACAUAAUGAGUUUGGUUUACAAGCAGGGGAACCGACCUCUCUGGAAGAUGGUGAGAUUCCUUGGUUGCAGUAUCAUGAAGAAAUUGAAAGCAGCAGUGAUGAGGAGAACGAUCAAGUCAGCCACUUUGUACAUCCUGGCUUUUUCAUGUUGGAUGGCAACAACAAUCUGGAGGAUGAUUCCAGUAUGAGUGAAGACUUAGAUGUAGAGUGGAGGCUGCUUGAUGAAUUUGGUGAUGGUCUUGGUGUUGCUCAAGCCAUUUCAUAUGUGGAUCCCCAGUUCCUGACAUACAUGGCCCUUGAAGAACGCUUGGCACAAGCCAUGGAGACUGCUCUGGCACACCUGGAGUCUCUCGCCAUUGAUGUUGAGCAGGCUCACCCACCAGCUAGUAAAGAGAGCAUAGACUGUCUGCCCCAAAUUAUUAUAACAGAAGAUCACAAUGCUGUAGGUCAGGAGCAGUGUUGCGCUAUCUGUUGCAGUGAGUACAUCAAAGAAGAAAUUGUAACGGAGCUUCCAUGUCAUCACUUUUUCCAUAAACCCUGUAUAACACUUUGGUUACAAAAGUCAGGAACGUGUCCUGUAUGCCGUCAUGUGCUUGCACCUGUGCUUCCAGAAACAGCCACUCCUACAGUCACCUUUCUGCCUGAUCAUGAUUCUACUCCUUCAGUCCACAGUACUUCAGGAACACAAUAAAAUUAACAUAUAAAAUGAGAGUUUGCCCAUCAGACUUUACUGUAAAUUUUUCCUGUUUAAUUACAAUGUGAAAUUGGUUUAUAUGUAAGUAUAUAUAUUUAAAGACACACUUUAAAAUAUAUAUUAGUUUAGAAAGAGAAUGUAUGAGCUUUCUAAACACGUUUAGGUUUACUGGGAGGGUUAAAAUAAUCAGACUGAAAGGUGUAUAAGAUCGCACCGGUCUUCUGCAGUGAACAUGUUGCUAUUAACUGUCUAAUGCUUAUAUUAAAUUUGUCUGAAGGAAUGAUAAUUAAUGUGGCACUUUGUGUUCAAAAUGCAACUGCAGUGCAGUUGGAGCUUACAAAAGUUAUGCAUAUAACCUGUUUUACAUUAUAUGAUAUUUGAGUCUUGGGUUGUUUCCUUUUGUUCCAGAAUAGUGCCACAGUUAUUUUGUACAUAGCUCUUUCAUAUUUGCAUCAAAUGUGAAGAUGUUCUGUGAUCACAGCAGUAGAAUACUUUGGUUUCACUGGAAAUAAAUGGCAUAAUCAAACUCUU
Messenger RNA from Euleptes europaea (tarantolino), 2760 nucleotides. It is a transcript of the gene PJA2, whose product is annotated as praja ring finger ubiquitin ligase 2. The transcript is spliced from 9 exons. Lineage: Eukaryota; Metazoa; Chordata; Lepidosauria; Squamata; Sphaerodactylidae. The record is from RefSeq and is a predicted model, not a curated record. Bases 76 to 2226 code for a protein of 716 amino acids.